Molecule: messenger RNA, 2054 nt
Organism: Magnolia sinica
Lineage: Eukaryota; Viridiplantae; Streptophyta; Magnoliopsida; Magnoliales; Magnoliaceae
Exons: 3
Coding region: 1416-1820 (134 amino acids)
Biological process (GO): glycolytic process
Cellular component (GO): phosphopyruvate hydratase complex
Molecular function (GO): phosphopyruvate hydratase activity; magnesium ion binding
Source: RefSeq, a predicted model, not a curated record
UUUGCUACAACAGUAGGUCCAACAUAGUGGCUCAUACAUAAAUUCCAAAGAUUUCCCUUUUAUUUUAUUCUUUGUUUUUCUUUUGGUUAAAUGAAUUCCGAAGAUGAAUUACAAAACCGAGAUCAACAUAAUGUUUGAUUCUGUACACUACAUAUCAAAGAUGCAAAGACACCAUUGUUUCCUUAGUGGAAAAAGACAUUGCUGUCUCCGAUCGAAUGCACCUCUACAAGGUACGCAUGACGACAACUCGUGUCGAGUUGUAAAUAAGCUGAUCUUCAGUCAUUGAGCUGAAGACCUGUUACAAAACAAACUUCAGGCUGUUCCACUACUCAUCCUGCAGGCCACACCUGUCACAAAAGAAUUCACUAUCCUGAGAGGAUUUUGUUUUGUGUAGGCAUGUGUUACUCAUUUUGAACCGUUCAUGUCUUAUGUAGUGUCAUAAACAAGCUGUGAUUGAAUCAAACCCAAAAGCGCACUGAUCAUACACUUUGAAGUGAGGGCAUGCUUGGCUUUGCUAAAAGAAGUAUUUGUUUUCUAUAAUUUUGAUUCUGAAAAUUAUUUUUUAAGCCCUAAGUGUGUUUGGCUAGCCACUAUAAGGGCCAACAGAAUUGAUUCUCAAGAAACAAUUCUCUGGGAUUGUUUCUUUGGAAUUUUUUACAUGAAAAAGUGUACCUUGAUAAACAUCCAUAAGUAAAACAAUUCCCCACUAAGUUUCAAUUCAUGAGCGUUGAAUCCAAUGGUUUCCCAUGAUGUGGCCCACUUAACUCUUGGAUCUACCUCAUUUUUGAAACAUACACUAACAUGAUAUUCAAAAAUAGAUGGAUGGAGUGGAUCAUCACGGUGGACCCCAUGGCCCUGCAAGGCCGGGUUAUAAGAAAGCCUUGUUGGUAUGCCUUAUCUAUAUAUGGGAUUCGUGCAUAGUGCAAAAUCUGGUGACAAACUCUUGAGCUAGUCCUUUUUACAAACGCCAACUAAUCAAAAGCACUAGGGCAAAAGAUCAAUGCUGUUGAAAAAUUUCUUUUGAUUUCAGCAUCAUUGCUAUUUCUUUUGAUUUGUUGUUUGUUUGUGUUGAACAACGUCAUCCAAUAAAUAAUCUUUUGUUUUUAAUGAAACAUUUCUUACUAGUGAUUAGUUCAUAUUCUAAUAUUUGACCAACAAAUAGCAAUUGGACAAUUCACCUUUUUGGACUGUAUGUAUGUUUUGACUGUAUUUGUGGACUGUGUCCCAAGUACAUCUUUUAUAGCUUACUUGAUUACUUGUUUCUACAGACUGGACAUGAUAGAUGUAAUGCAGGUUUUGGAGAAAAUAGGAGAGCAAACUUGGAAGAUCUAGGCAUUUUUACAAGAAGAGAGGUGAGAUGCAACCGAAGGUUAAGAGGAUCCAAUAGUUUGUUAUUUUGAGAGGCAAGCAGACUGAUGAAGAGAUCCAAUGCUGAGAAAUUUACAGGUAUGGAAGAUGAUGGAAUUGAAAGGUUUGUUGAGUUGAAUGAUGAUGCAGAUUUCGGAUCGAAGCAAAGCCCUUCUUCCUUUAUUAACCAGAUCCAACAGGAAAAUGAAAAGAAUGAAUCAAAUCUUAGGGUGCACCACAGUGAAGAGCAACAUGUCCAGCUACAAGCUGAAAAUGAAUUGAGGGAGGAGUUCAUGAUCCUUCCCGUAGGAGCUUCCUCUUUCAAGGAGGCAAUGAAGAUGGGUGUGGAAGUAUAUCAUCAUUUGAAGGUCCACAAUAAUGCUCUUUUCUUCUUAUUCCUUGUCCAUGUUUACUGCUCAGAGCAUAAUCUGCUCUUUUGCUUAUUCUAUUUGCAUCAUGUCCUGAUAACAUGAUAUGAUGCAGGCUGUGAUAAAGAAGAAAUAUGGUCAAGAUGCAAACAAUGUCGGUGAUGAAGGCAGCUUUGCUCCUAACAUCCAAACGUAAUUGAAUUCAUGUUGUAUCGGUUUCAGUUUGUGAUAAAGAAGAGGUUUGUUUUCUUCUUUUUUCUGCAACUCUAAUGGCCAGAAGUUACAGUGUGAUGACACGUAAUUGAAUUCGUGUUGAAUCGGUUUCAGUUUGGGACUUCC